AUGGCUCCUCCUAAGGUCUUUCUGACUGGCGCUACCGGCUACAUUGGUGGUGACGGUUUAUACACCAUCGCCACUGCCCACCCAAACUGGCAACUGUCGGUUCUGGUCCGUAGCAAGGAGAAAGCUGCCCAGGUUAUUAGCAAGUAUCCAGAGAUUCGCAUUGUCCACGGAGACUUGGACUCUGGUGAUAUCAUUGCAGAGGAAGUGAAAAACGCUGAUAUUGUCUUCAACUUUGCCGAUUGUGACCACGUCGCAGCUGCUCAGGCCAUUGCUAAGGGUGCCCAGAAGCACACCCCAGAGCAUCCCCUAUGGAUAAUCCACACCUCGGGCACUGGUAUCCUGACCGUGGAGGAUGGGCGUGCCGGUACAAUUGGUAUCGAGCGUCCAAAGGAAUACAAUGACUGGGAAGGAGUAUCCGAGCUUGUCAACCUUCCAGCAGAUGCUCUUCAUCGAAAUGUUGAUGAAAUUAUCAUCAACGCUGGCAAGCAAAACCCAUCUAGUGUCCACACGGCAAUCGUGUGCCCACCUACCAUCUACGGUCCCGGUCGAGGCCCUGGAAAUACCAAGAGCGUCCAAGCUUACAAGUUGAGUGCCGCCGUUCUUUCCCGUGGCUCGGGAAUCCUGAUCGGCAAGGGUGAAAACGUCUGGCACGAGGUUCACGUCCAGGAUCUAAGCAACGUCUAUCUCGCCUUGGGCGAUGCUGCUGCGGUUGGAGGUGGCAAUGCCACAUGGAAUGAUGAGGGAUACUAUUUGGCCGAGAACGGAUCAUUUAUCUGGGGAGAUAUUCAACGUGAGGUUGCAAAGCAGGCUCAUCUCCAGAAAUUCAUCGACUCGCCCAACGUGAACGAGCUGGAUGUCGACGAGGCCAAGAAGGUUCAUCCAUUUGGACACUAUCUCUGGGGUACCAAUUCUCGUGGACAUGCAAUUCGUGCUCGCAAGCUUUUGGCAUGGACCCCUCAGAAGCCGAGGUUGUUUGAUUUGAUUCCUGAAAUUGUUGCGCUGGAGGCAAAGGAUCUGGGCCUCCGCUAG
Molecule: messenger RNA, 1029 nt
Organism: Penicillium cataractarum
Lineage: Eukaryota; Fungi; Ascomycota; Eurotiomycetes; Eurotiales; Aspergillaceae
Product: putative nucleoside-diphosphate-sugar epimerase
Exons: 3
Coding region: 1-1029 (342 amino acids)
Source: RefSeq, a predicted model, not a curated record